AUGCCAGUCCACUCCAUUCUCACCGAAGACCAUCUCUCCCGAUUCCGCCGAGAUGGCUUUCUCCAUCUCCUCCGUGAAGAGCACGGUCUCGUAGCCGAUCCGAGCAAGCUCUCUGACUGGGCGAGCGAGAUCGUAUCGUGGCCGCGCGAGAAGGGGAAGUGGAUGCCAUACGACGAAGUCAAUCAACGCGGCGAGAAACAGUUGAUGCGUACCGAGAACAUCGUUGCUCAUUUCCCGCCUAUCGCUGACAUACUCGUCGGCGAGGGCGUGCUAUCGAUUUUGAAACAACUCCACGGGAAAGAAGCGUUCCUCUUCAAAGACAAGAUCAACUACAAACUACCCAACGCAAAUGGCUUCGUCGCGCACAUCGAUGCUCCUGCAUACUACCAUAUGGGCGAAAUGCCCUUCAUGGAAGUUAUGCUUGUAGUCGACGCGCAGACCCCCGCCAACGGGUGUCUAGAGUUCGUUCCUGGAUCGCACAAAGCCACACCCACACUCGUCAACGGAGGGCGCAUUUCCGACGAAUGGGAAAAAAGCCACGAUUUUGUAAAAUUGGAUCUCCAGCCGGGUACGUAUACAAAAAUUCCCCGCGGUAUUUAUCCCGGUGGAUGGCGAAUAGAAGGGUUCGGGGAAGCGGGAUGGGCAGAUGAUGGAUAA
Molecule: messenger RNA, 657 nt
Organism: Periconia digitata
Lineage: Eukaryota; Fungi; Ascomycota; Dothideomycetes; Pleosporales; Periconiaceae
Source: the annotation of a GenBank genome assembly